AUGCAUCUCCAGACCGCCCUUGCCGUUCUGGCUUCUGCUGCUCACCUUGCCUCUGCAGCUCCAGCUGCUGAGAGCAUCAAACAGAAUUCUCCUCUGAGGCUCAUCAAGACUUCUGAAGAAGAUCCCGGUCGAUGGGUGACUGAAGAGGAGAAGGCAAAGUUGGUGCUCGGCUCCAAGCGCAUCAACUUCAUCGACAUCACCGACAUCCAGGAUGAGGCUGUUCUUUCCGUUCUCUCGACGCCUCCUUCGGAGUCUUCCCUCGAGGCCCUGAUCGUUGGCGCGCACUACGACUCGACUGCUGGGUCCAGCACUGCCCGUGCCCCUGGAGCCGAUGACAACGGCACCGGUAGCGUCAACACCCUUGAGGCGCUUCGCAUCCUUGCCAACUCCGGCUUCAAGCCCAAGAAUACCCUCGAGUUCCACUGGUACGGUGGUGAGGAGGGUGGUCUUCUCGGAUCGCAAGCAGUCUUCCGCAACUACGCCUCCACCGGCGCCACCGUCUUGGCCAUGCUCAACCAGGACAUGACCGGCUACUCGCCCGGUGGCCGCCCUGUCGUCUUCAGCGACUACGUCGAUGCCUCGUUGAGCUCCUAUGUUACCCUCAUCGCCCGCCAGUAUACUGGCCUGACUACUGGUACCUCUCGCUGCGGCUACGGCUGCUCUGACCACGCCAGCGCUCGUGCUGCCGGUUUCCCCGCUGCUUUCGUCGCUUCGGAGCCUUUCGCCUCCUCCAACCCCAACAUCCACUCUUCGCGCGAUACCUAUGCCAGUAUCCAGUGGGCCUCCGUCCUUCGCCACUCCAAGUUCACCGUCGGUUUCCUCGUUGAGGCCUCAUACCUUUGA
This is a messenger RNA of Verticillium alfalfae VaMs.102, 843 nucleotides long. RefSeq names its product leucine aminopeptidase. The transcript has 5 exons. NCBI's taxonomy places the organism in Eukaryota, Fungi, Ascomycota, Sordariomycetes, Glomerellales, Plectosphaerellaceae. The record is from RefSeq and is a predicted model, not a curated record. Gene Ontology annotation, biological process: proteolysis. The coding region runs from base 1 to 843 and encodes 280 amino acids. Gene Ontology annotation, molecular function: metalloexopeptidase activity.